Molecule: messenger RNA, 1242 nt
Organism: Strigops habroptila (Kakapo)
Lineage: Eukaryota; Metazoa; Chordata; Aves; Psittaciformes; Psittacidae
Product: alpha-aspartyl dipeptidase-like
Exons: 8
Coding region: 72-812 (246 amino acids)
Biological process (GO): proteolysis
Molecular function (GO): serine-type peptidase activity
Source: RefSeq, a predicted model, not a curated record
GGGGCAGGAAGGGGCGGGCCGGGCCGCGCCAGGCCGGGAGGGCUGUGGCUGCACGCACCGCCCGCGGCGGCAUGGGGGGCCCGAGGCGGCUGCUGCUGGUGUCCAACUCCACCCUGCACGGAGGGGGGUACCUGGGCCACUGCCAGGAGCACAUCAAGAGCUUCCUCGGGGAGAAGGUGAAGCGGGUGCUGUUCGUUCCCUACGCCCUGCACGACCGCGAUGCCUACGCCCGGACCGCGAGGGCGAAGUUUGAAAGCUUGGGUUAUGGGCUGGACAGCAUUCAUGAGUCUUGUGAUCCAGUGGAAGCUGUAAGGAAAUCUGAAGCAAUAUUUAUUGGAGGUGGGAACACAUUCCGUCUCCUGAAAGCUCUCUAUGACAACAGUCUGAUACAGGAGAUCAGGAAAAGAGUUCUUGAGGAUGGGAUUCCUUACAUGGGAUCCAGUGCAGGAACUAAUGUUGCUACCAUCAGCAUCAAUACUACCAAUGACAUGCCAAUUGUUUAUCCACCUUCCCUGCAGGCCCUAGGCUUAGUUCCUUUUAAUAUUAACCCUCACUACCUGGACCCAGAUGUUAAAAGCAGUCACAUGGGUGAGACAAGAGAGGAAAGAAUUCGCCAGUAUCAUGAAGAACCAAACACGCCUCCAGUUCUGGGCUUGCGGGAAGGUGCAAUGCUGCUAGUGGAAGGAGACAAAGCCACCUUGCAAGGAGUGACAGGAGCACGUCUGUUUUUGAGGGGUAAGAAACCAACUGAACAUGAGCCUGGAACAGAUUUCAGUUUCCUCCUGAAUGACAGUAACUUCCAGAAUCUGUAGCCUUGCAUAUUCUGCAGCAAAAGUCACUAAAUGGGGAGACAAUGAGGAGAAAGGGAAGAGAUCCUUCUAGUCCCAGGGUGGGUAGAGAACCUUACCUUUAUAAAUAAAGAUAAAUAUGCAUUAGUAGGCUCUUUUCCCCACCCUAAUUCAUGUCUGAGACAUCACUCUUUCCCAGCAAAAAGACAAUUUUUAUUGCAAUACCUGAGUAAUCAUAGCUAUUCUUAGUCUGAAAGGAUCUGUAUAUUUAUUUAUCCACUUUGAUUCCUUUCCCGCCAAAACCAAAAUUUAACACAAUUAAGACAGGACACAGAGUCAGCUAUUCCUGCUGCCUCGCUUUACCUGCUAAAUUAAAGAGUUGUUAGUUUAGUGUACUCCCACACUGUUAGUUUCAUUUUUCCACUAUUAAUAAAGGGAGAAAUUAUGCAUUCAA